Centropristis striata (black sea bass) is the source of this 3753-nucleotide messenger RNA. It is a transcript of the gene dbt, whose product is annotated as dihydrolipoamide branched chain transacylase E2. Gene Ontology annotation, cellular component: mitochondrion; cytoplasm. Bases 45 to 1547 code for a protein of 500 amino acids. Gene Ontology annotation, molecular function: acetyltransferase activity; lipoic acid binding. NCBI's taxonomy places the organism in Eukaryota, Metazoa, Chordata, Actinopteri, Perciformes, Serranidae. The transcript is spliced from 11 exons. The record is from RefSeq and is a predicted model, not a curated record.
GCAGCCGUGACGUCAGGGCGACAACGGCAGCAGAGAGAGCAAAGAUGGCGGCGGUGACCAGAGGCUCCUUCACUGCGCUCAGACGACUGCUGAGUCAGCAGUACCGCCGCCGAUGUUUCCGGCUGCAGAACGUCAGACCCGACAGAACUCUGCAACCAGUGGCGAGCUUCAGAUGGGACCGAAACCUCCAGAUGUUCAGCAGCAGGACGCUGCACACUGCUGCUGUGAGUCGAGGACCGAUCGUCCAGUUCAAGCUGUCCGACAUCGGAGAGGGGAUCAUGGAGGUGACAGUGAAGGAGUGGUACGUGAAGGAGGGCGAUAAAGUUUCCCAGUUCGACAGCAUCUGUGAGGUCCAGAGCGACAAGGCGUCCGUCACCAUCACCAGCCGCUACGACGGAGUCAUCAAGAAACUCUACUACGACGUGGACGCCACCGCCAUCGUGGGGAAACCGCUGGUGGACAUCGAGACAGAGUCUAAAUCAGAGGUGAUCCAGGAGGAGGACGUGGUGGAGACGCCCGCCAUGGCCCGGGAGGAACACACCCACCAAGACAUCAAAGGUCACAAGACUCAGGCCACGCCCGCUGUGAGGCGCCUCGCCAUGGAGAACAACAUUAAGCUCAGCGAGGUGGUGGGGACCGGUAGAGACGGACGGAUCCUGAAGGAGGACAUCCUGAACUUCCUGGCGAGGCAGACGGGAGCCAUCUUACCUCCGGCCCCGUUCCAGGAGAUCCGGCCCCCGCCUCCUGCCCCGACCGCCGCCGCUGCUGCUGCUGCUGCCAGGCCCGUGAGCGCCGCGGCAGCCAUCAAACCUCCACCAGCAACACCCAAACCGGUCUUCACCGGCAAGGACGUCACAGAGCCGCUCAAAGGUUUCCACAAAGCGAUGGUGAGGACGAUGACGGCGGCGCUGAAGAUUCCUCACUUCGGUUACUGUGACGAGGUGGACCUGAGCCGCCUGGUGUCCCUCAGGGCCGAGCUGCGGCCCAUCGCUGAAGGACGCGGCGUCAAACUGAGCUUCAUGCCGUUCUUCAUCAAGGCCGCCUCCCUCGGACUCCUCCACUUCCCCAUCCUCAACUCCUCGCUGGACGAAGGCGUCCAGAACAUCACGUACAAGGCGUCUCAUAAUAUCGGCCUGGCGAUGGACACCCUGCAGGGUCUUCUGGUUCCCAACGUGAAGAACGUUCAGCUGCUCAGCGUGUUCGAGAUCGCUCAGGAACUGAACCGCCUGCAGACGCUCGGCGCCGCCGGCCAGCUGGGAACCAACGAGCUCACCGGAGGAACCUUCACCCUGUCCAACAUCGGAUCAAUCGGAGGGACGUACGCCAAACCGGUCAUUCUUCCUCCUGAAGUCGCCAUCGGAGCACUCGGAAAAAUCCAGGUUCUUCCUCGGUUCGACGCCAACGGUCAGGUCGUCCCCGCUCACAUCAUGAAGGUCAGCUGGUCGGCGGAUCACCGCCUCAUCGACGGCGCCACCAUGUGCCGGUUCUCCAACCUGUGGAGGGAGUACCUGGAGAACCCGGCCAGCAUGGUGCUGGACCUGAAAUAAACCCAGAGAGGAACAUUUUCCCAUCAGCCCCGGGGAGCACGCCGCCACCGCCGCCGCCACUCCUCCUCCUGACGCCUUCGCUUCCUCUUCCUGUUCGAGGCCUUCGCGUUCACUCACUGUUUCCUGUUGCCUUCUGAGCGGGACGCCGCGAGGGGGAGGGGUCAGCCUGUCAAUCAUGACCACUAACACACACACACACACACACACACACGCACACACACAGCGUGGAGGUUAAAGUCUGAACCUCAAACUGCAGAUUUCAAUAAAAACAUUCAGUUUGUUUUUAAUGUUUCAGUCGGUUAAUUACAGAUUAUUACCUGCUGAGCUUCCUAACUGGUUUUAAACUCAAACUGGACUAUUUAUCAAUAAUUAGCUGCUCUGAGAUCAGUUUGUAGUUUUUAAAACUGGAACAUUAAAAACAGCAGAAUGCUCCUUUAGUCUCAGCUAUCAUGUGACCAAACGAAGCAGCUUCCUGUUUCUCAAACGUCUCAAACUGAAUCAAAUAUUUAAAUAUUUAUCUCAACGAUUAUCUCUAUAAAUCAAUAUUUAACCCCGACUGACGGACUAGUAGACAACAAUUAUUCAUAACUCUCUAAUACCGUGAUGUCACUCCUGUGGUGGGCGGAGUCAGCGUGUGUCAAGUGACUAAAUGAUUUCAUCAGCGGGACCAAACAUGAUUUGAGAUGUUUGAUAAAUAUGAGCAGCAGGUUGAAUUCACGACGUCAUGAUUCUGAUUCUCUGAUAUGAAAUCAGCAGGUUAUUGUCUCCGUUAAUAACUGAAUAGUUACUACUACUAAUAAUAAUGACACUAAUGAAAUAAUACUGUGAGGAAGACUUCAUGAAAAGUUUGUAUGAUUUCUGAUGAAAAAUCCGCACAUAAUGUUCAGUCAGCUGAUGAAUCGAUAUGAGGUCAAAAUGAAUUUUCUGUCAUUGAUUUAAUAAAAGUUCCAAGCUGCAGCAAGUUUAAACACACAGUGAAAAUAUUUGUAUGAUAUUAAAUCUAGUGAAUCUGUGAUAUUUUUGGAUAUCAUGACGAGAAGGAGCUCCAAAGUUUAAAUGUAAGCAACCGAAAAACUGACGGUUCUGUGUGUUUGAGUCUCCUCUUCACACAGUAAUAAACAUAUCAAAAAUCAGAACAAAAAAUGAUUGUUUUGAAUCGGUUGAAGAACGUGGCGUCAUAUAAGUCAUGGAAAAAAUGAUUAGACCACCCUUGUUUUCUUUAAUUUCUUGUUCAUUUUACUGGCUAAUACAACUAAAGGUCCAUUUAUUUGAACAAAUAUAAUGAUAACAACAAAAAUAACUCAUAAGAGUUUAAUUUAAGAGCUGAUAUCUGAUAUCUGGACAUUUUCCAUGUUUUUUUGAUAAUAACCGCUAUUUUUGUAGUUAUCAUUAUAUUUGUCAAAACAAAUGUACCUUUAGUUGCACCAGGCAUUAAAAUGAACAAGAAAUUAAAGAAAAAGGGUGCUCUAAUAAUUUUUUCCAGAAAUAAAAAGGACGGUUUACUUCAAAAACAGAACCAGAACCAGCAUGUUCUGUGAUUUGGCGCCACCUGGUGGACACAGAUUAACUGUGCACGUGUUGUACCCCGAAGAUAUGACGUCAUGUGACUCCUCCUUCUGUUCUUCUUGCACAGACCCGAGGAGAGUGGUGUUAAGCUGAAGCUGUUCUAGGAAAGAGGUUUUGGUUUUAUUAACAGCCUGUUUGUCUCAUUUCGUACAGACUUUUUUUUUCUGUUUUGUGGUUCAGACCCCUUUUUGUUCUCCUGAUCUGGUCUUCUUCCUCUUCACCGGAUCAGAACCGGUUCGUGUGCCUGGUGUGUCCCGUCUGUCUUCAAGUGUUUGUGAUGGAAACGUGACGGCUGUAAAUAACUCGUGUACUGAAGACUGUUACAGAACCCUGUAGAACCUCUGUAGGAGCCCGGACUGAUCCAGGAUCAGCUGUCGGACCCGUCACUCCUCUCUCCUGGUGGCUGCUGGGUAAAAAAAAGCACACGGUGUUGGUUGGAUGUUACUUUUCCUGCUUUGUGUUUCUGUUUUUAGCGACAGACUAAAUGUAAAGGUGUAAAGAGAAAAAAAAGAAAUGUGAGGGAUUUUUUUGUAUUUUUUGGGGGACUGUGUAGAUCUGAAAAUAUUAAAAUCAUAAACUUAUGAACGUUUGGACCUGGUGAAGAACUUUAAAUAAAGUUGAAGUGCAAAAACCUGAGAAA